This is a messenger RNA of Notolabrus celidotus (New Zealand spotty), 1750 nucleotides long. RefSeq names its product immunoglobulin gamma-1 heavy chain-like. Gene Ontology annotation, molecular function: immunoglobulin receptor binding; antigen binding. The coding region runs from base 86 to 1468 and encodes 460 amino acids. The record is from RefSeq and is a predicted model, not a curated record. NCBI's taxonomy places the organism in Eukaryota, Metazoa, Chordata, Actinopteri, Labriformes, Labridae. Gene Ontology annotation, biological process: phagocytosis, engulfment; B cell receptor signaling pathway; positive regulation of B cell activation. Gene Ontology annotation, cellular component: blood microparticle; immunoglobulin complex, circulating; external side of plasma membrane. The transcript is spliced from 7 exons.
AUAAACACAUCAGGAACUUGUGGCAGCACUCGGACAGUUUCAGGCAUCUUUAAUAAACAGAGAUUACAGAGCUCUGAACUACAGAAUGGACAUCACUGUUAUCUGGAGUUUAUUACUCGUUGUUGCUGUUCAUGGAGUUUGGAGUGAGAUCAAACUGGAGCAGACUCCCUCUGAGGUGAAGCGAGCUGGAGAGACCGUGAGGAUGUCAUGUGUCAUAUCUGGGUUUGACAUGACGAGCUACUAUAUCCACUGGAUACGACAGAGACCAGGGAGAGCUCUGGAGUGGAUUGGGAGGAUGGACACAGGUUCAAACUCUGCUAGCUAUGCCAGCUCCUUCCAGAGUCGUUUCCCCAUGACUGAAGAUGUGCCCAGCAGCACUCAGUACCUCCAGGUUCAGAGCCUGACAGCUGAAGACUCUGCUGUUUACUACUGCGCUCGAGAACAUGGGGAUGCAUUUGACCUCUGGGGUAAGGGGACUACAGUCAUCGUUUCUUCAGGACCUGUGCCCACACCCACUCUCUAUCCUGUGGCUCAAUGCAACUCCCGGACUGGAAAUGAAAUCACUGUUGGUUGUUUGGCACAUGACUUCACCCCAUCGAGUACUUUCCAGUGGACCGAUGCCAGUGGGACCAGUUUAACCUCUGCACAAUACCCUGCAGCUGUUGGUGGCAACAAAUAUACAGGACUCAGUUUGGUUCAAGUGUCAAAAUCUGACUGGAGCUCAGGGAAGUCCUUCGAAUGUACUUUGACUUAUCCUGGAGACUCCAUGAAUGUGACAGUGAAGAAGCCCUCUCCUCCAGAGUUAACAGCGGCAUCAUUUACUGUCACCCUGAACCAACCCAGUCCCAAAGAACUGUUCACCAACAACCAGGCAAAACUGGAGUGCAUCGUUUCUGGACAAGACCGGACCGCUGUAAAUGACAAGAAAAUAACUUGGCAAAUUGAUGAACGCAUUGUGAAGGAGACCAUUGCUGAACAUUUACUGACAGAUGGUCAAUACAGCAAAAUCAGCACGCUGACUCUGAGUUACACAGAGUGGCAGAGUAUCAACAAAGUGCGUUGUUCUGCUGAAAGUGACGAUAUGGCACCAAUAAUUCAACACCUAACUGUCAAAAAAGCAGUUGGAAACAACCCAGAAGUGACCGUCCACAUCCUCCCAGAGGAGGACAUCAAUAACACAGGCAAGGUCACUCUGGUGUGUCUGGUCUCCAGUUCAGUACAGCGGGAUCACUACAUUGCCUGGACGGAGUCUAAGGGGCAAAAGAUUUCCAACUAUGAAGAUGGCAUUGACUUCCCCCUGCAGAAGAACCAGGGUGUCUACUUGGUAACAAGCAUUUACUACACAACCAAGAAGAAGUGGGACGACAACUACAUGUUUAACUGCAACGUCUGGCCUGCUGGCAGCAAAGGCCGCAUGGAUCCAAAAGGAGUGUCUAAAGCCCAGGGUAACUCCUGUGGGUGUGACUAACAGAAGAGUGUGCUUUAAGUGUUGUUUAGCAUUCAUGUUUUGUUCUGUGUGUGUGUGUGUGUGUGUGUGUGUGUGUGUGUGUGUGUGUGUGUGUGUGUGUGUGUGUGUGUGUGUGUGUGUGUGUGUGUGUGUAACCUCUGGUGUUGUAAUUGUGCACCCUCUUACGUCAACCAGUCUUUGUCAGUGUAAAAAUAACCUUCCUGUUUAUCUGUGUUUGUUGGAUACCUAACAGCCUGUGAAGUGUGCUGACUGUUUCAAAUAAAUGUUGCAUGGAGAAAAGUC